AGCCGCAAAGGCAGCGUUGGUAAAAUUCUCCUGCCUCAAUUAUUUUUACACAAAAAUCAUCGGUGAAAUAUUUUUUGAAAAUACAAAAUUUCGAUUACUAUGAGCGAAACUGAGUCCAUUGUGGAAGAUACCGAGUAUAUAGCCGUUGAUGCUGAUGACUAUGUGGUGCUGGCCGAGGGCGAAGAAUUGGAACAAUGUGAAGAUGGCAGUGUCAUAUUUUUGUCAGAUGGCCAGGAGUUAAUAGAAACCAGCGAAGUGGUGGAACAACAUGAUGACGAUACUACCAUGAUGAUAACCGAAGAUGGCCAAAUGAUGAUGGUGGAAGAGGUUCACGAAAUUAUGGACGAAGAAAGUGGCGAUCAGCUGGCAGUUUAUCUACAGGAAGAAGUCAUCGAAGAACCCCCCACACCACAGCAAUUAUGGGUUGAAUUGGAGAAGAAACGAAAAAGAUUAAAUUUGCCACGAGUGCCGCGCAAAUUCAUGCUAUUCGAUGGCAUAUGUGCGGAAAUAGUAGACUAUGAUGAUGAGGACAGUUCACCUAUAGUGGAAUUUUCUAUGGUGGGUGAUGACCGUGAGGCGGAACGUUUGCCCGUUGAGUGUGGCGUAUGUCCUGACAUAAUGCACAAAUCUAAACUGGAAGCUCAUUUGAAAACACAUCUAAAGGAGGGAACCAAAAGAUAUAAGUGUAUUUACUGUGAGGAUGAUUUUGUGACCAGGGCUUAUGCGGCCGGUCAUGCCCGAAGGCAUAUGGGUAUACGUCCGUAUGUGUGUGUGCCUUGCAAAAUGUACUAUUGCACUAAACAGGAUUUAAAAGUACACGAACAGAGGCGUCAUCUGUCCAAGGAGCACAUUUGUGAACAGUGUGGCAAAACAUUUGCUCAAAAUACUUCGCUGCGCCAUCAUCGACUGCUGGUACACGAACAGCAGCGCAACUAUGAGUGUGAGCAUUGUGGUAAGAAAUUUUUACGCAAAUAUGCCAUGACCGAACAUGUACGCAAUGUGCACUAUGGCGACAGACGUUUACUCGAUUGUCCCUUCUGUGAUUUACGCUUCAAGGACACACACAAAUUGGCCAAACAUCGCAAGGAAAUGCAUUUGAAGCAGGACAAAUUUGAGUGUCGCAUAUGUGGUCUUGAAUUCAAUCACAUCGACUUUUUUGAUGCCCAUCGCCGUUCGCUACAGUGUCGCAAGAAACUCGGACGUCAUUUGUUCCAACAGAAACCGGACAACUUUGACGAAAUCGAACUGCAGCAUCAGCAGGACCAAACAAUAUUACCCGAUCAAUUACAUCAAUUCCACUAUGAAGAGCAACUCGAUCAGAGCCAAAUGUAUCACCAGCAACAAGUUGUGGAGGAGGUGGAAGAUGAUCAACAGCUUAGCCAACAUGAGUACAAUCAUGAACAAUUGGAACAGCAAGAGGUGGUGGUGGAAGAAAUUACCCAUGAUAUGCAUGACGAAAUAGUAAACGAACAUGAUAUUGAGGACUUGGAGGAGCAGGAGAAUAUCGAGGUCGAUGAACAUGAAAAGGUUAAAGCUGAACAACAACUUUUAUAUGAAAUUGCCGCCAUGGAUAACGCUUAACUCAACUCCACUUUCACAUUUUAAAUGGUUUUGAGGAUUUUUGUGGAUUUCGUGUUUAAAUGUUAUACGUUAGUUUUUGCUUUUCUAAUUAAGAUUAAGUAUACAUACAUAUGUAUAAUAUAAACAAUCAGCAAAAGUUAAAUAUUUAUAAUAAAAAAAAAUAUAUAUUUUUUGAGAACAAAAA
This is a messenger RNA of Calliphora vicina (urban bluebottle blowfly), 1765 nucleotides long. RefSeq names its product zinc finger and SCAN domain-containing protein 12-like. The coding region runs from base 100 to 1581 and encodes 493 amino acids. Gene Ontology annotation, cellular component: nucleus. Gene Ontology annotation, biological process: regulation of transcription by RNA polymerase II. Lineage: Eukaryota; Metazoa; Arthropoda; Insecta; Diptera; Calliphoridae. The transcript has a single exon. The record is from RefSeq and is a predicted model, not a curated record. Gene Ontology annotation, molecular function: DNA-binding transcription factor activity, RNA polymerase II-specific; RNA polymerase II transcription regulatory region sequence-specific DNA binding.